ACAGUGUACACCUAGCAACGGCCCACCAACAUGGCGGCGGCUGGAGGGGUACUGAUCGCGGAGCAGGCCCCCUCGCUCCCCGAGCCCGUUCUCCUCACACAGAUCGAAGUAGAGGAAGAACCUAACACCGCUACGACCGCAGAAGAACGUGUAGAGCCUCCAGAACAAGUCCCGGAAUCGGCACCGUCAGAGGCACCCGCCCCGGAGCCGAAAACUACCGAGGAGGCACCCGCCCCGGAGCCGCCGAAAACAACCGAGGAGGCCCGAGCUGCCGAGGUGGUCAGUCAAGAAGUAACGAAGUCGCUGGACUUUCUGAGCCAGCGUUCCGUGGGUUCGCAAGCCGUGAUUCCCAGACCGAUUCUGUCCAGGAGAGCGAAGAAAGUAGAGGAAGUUGUCGGGUAUAAACCACCAGUGGAGGACCCGCUAGAGACAGCCAUUCUGUACGUUCAAGAGAAGGGAAUCCUGUACAUAUUCCAGACACUGCUGGAGCGGCUCGUCUUCCAGAAACCACCCAACCCGCUGCAGUUCCUGCGGAAAGAGAUAGUGGCGCUGCAGGAGGAGCUCCAGGAAUACGAAAAGCAAAGAAUGAAGAGGGUUGCCGCUAUGAAGAAAUAGGGUUCGACCCAGUGGACAGAAACAAGCCAUAAUUUUUUUUUACAAAAUGGGCAUAAAGACAUGUUGAUUUUCAGGCUUCAUCUGGAAACAUUUUAAAGCGUAAUUUGCUGUAUUUGCUGCUGUGUUAUGAAGAACCAUUUCCUGAAUGGUUUAAAUGUGAAUACAACACUAUAGGUUGACAAUAUAUAUGUGUAUACAGAUUCAGAAAAACAUGUGGUACUAGUAGUUAAACCGAUGUGUAUAGUGUAUAUUGAAAUUAAGAGAAAAUAAAUAUCCAAUGCUGCUGUCUGCUUUCUUUGGAUAUGUACAUGUGUCCA
Messenger RNA from Branchiostoma belcheri (Belcher's lancelet), 932 nucleotides. Its product is annotated as predicted GPI-anchored protein 58. The transcript has 2 exons. The coding region runs from base 31 to 615 and encodes 194 amino acids. The record is from RefSeq and is a predicted model, not a curated record. Lineage: Eukaryota; Metazoa; Chordata; Leptocardii; Amphioxiformes; Branchiostomatidae.